This is a messenger RNA of Neurospora tetraspora, 960 nucleotides long. RefSeq lists its product as uncharacterized. The record is from RefSeq and is a predicted model, not a curated record. The transcript has a single exon. Lineage: Eukaryota; Fungi; Ascomycota; Sordariomycetes; Sordariales; Sordariaceae. The coding region runs from base 192 to 818 and encodes 208 amino acids.
GUCCAAACAGCAAUCACUGAAUGUUUCGCUCAUGGCAAGUCGGUCACUAUUUCCCUCCUUCGUUCGUUUCUCAUGACUUCUACGCGUAUAAAGUCCUUGUGUUGUCCUCGGUUCUUCACCCACUCUAUCCACUUUGAGUACGAAGCCGCUCUCUUCUGGGGCUCCAGCAAAAGCAAGCGGGCACGGUAGAGAUGGCGACGACCUGUGUUACGACGAUGGCAAAGAUAGCCAGUAGACCCAGUCACCCCGUGUCGUUCAGCAACUCAUCGAAACCCUCUCCCCUCUUCAACCUCGAGACUUGGCGAUGCUCGUGGCAGUCAUGUACCCAAAAGCCAACUGAUGGAACUCCCACACCACCUCCUGGGAGCGGCCCAGCUAAAGUACCGAGCAGAAUCCCUUCCUAUUCUCAAUCCGUGGACUCUUUCCAACCCAUACAUGUCGCACUCGGAUCUCCCUUUCUGAAGACACCGAGGCAAACUGCAAGAAUAUGCCGACAGGAGGAGGCGGACCGAGGAGACGAAGUCACCAGCAGGGCGAUGAUGGGACUGAGAGGGAUUUCGAAGCGGCGAAGAACGGGAAAGUUCUCCGAUGUACAGUUUUCAUGGAUUCCUCAUGUCACCAGCACAGUUGCUGGUAGCCACGUCUGGUAUGGGAGUUGGGCGUUCGUUGUCUGUUUCAGAAUACCCGAGGCUGAGUUGGGGUAUGAGUUCGAGUUGGUUGCUUUCCUACUGAUGGAACACAGCUGUUCCUAUCUUGGUUAUUUCAUUCUUUUGCUUUCUUUGACUUCCUUCGAUUGUCGCUCUCUCCUGUUCAACUAGUACGGAGCAAGUGUUGAAAGUGUGACGUUCAGUGGCCCCCUCCAUUGCCUCCUAUUUUGCCUUUCUAAUUGGCUGUUGUCAGCUCUACCUUUGCAAUGGUCGCCUUUCCUACUAUUCUCAGGAGGACAGUAUGUUGUUUCCC